Messenger RNA from Octodon degus (degu), 1125 nucleotides. RefSeq names its product epididymal secretory protein E3-beta. The transcript has 2 exons. The record is from RefSeq and is a predicted model, not a curated record. The coding region runs from base 151 to 630 and encodes 159 amino acids. NCBI's taxonomy places the organism in Eukaryota, Metazoa, Chordata, Mammalia, Rodentia, Octodontidae.
CCACAUCACCACCCCAGAAGUCAUCAUAAAGUGCUGUCCCUGUCUCCUGCUGUCAUUCCUUCCUCCACUGCUGUAGCCUUCUUGGACACUGAGGGAGGGACACAGAGGCUGCUUUGCAGAUCCACUCACUUGCCACAACCUCUGAUAUGAAUGCCAAAUCUCAGUAAGAUGGCCCUGGUGACUGAGAUGGCAUCCUCUCGGAAGGUCUGGGUCCCUCUCUUGAUCCUCCUGUGCCUCCAAUGCAGGCUACUUGUGCAGAGCAAAGACACUUCCAGGAGGAAAUUUAUGGAGGAGCACUACAUAAGCCCACGCCAAGAAUUCGGUGAAUACAAAUGUUAUAUCCUCAUGACAGAAACAGCAGCUCUGAAGAACAAGAUUUCUCACCUGUUUAUUUAUACCCCAUGGUACAAAGUGGAUCAGAUAUGCUACAGCAGCAACUGGAAUGACCGCUAUAGGAAUGUGUAUGUAUGGGCUCACAUGCCGAUGAAAGUACUCAAGUGUCACAAGGAGAGUUGCACAAAUAGUUACAUAGAGAGCAGGAGCUACAGCUAUGUUCAGUUCCACUGUAAUCUAAAUGGGUAUGUUGACAGCAUAGAAGACACGAAGCUCAUACAGCACAUCUUCAUCUAGCAAGCCUACCCUGUCCCAAAGAUUUGGCAAUCAGUGGUCUCAAGUAGUGGUCCCUGCCUACUGCUCUGGCCAACCCCCACAAUGUAUUUCUGUGUCAGUGUUUCCCAAUUAUUGAGUUAUACAGUACGCAUUUUCUUUCAUUCUUUUUCUUUUUGGGAUAGUGUCUCACUAUGUAGUUCAGGCUGGCCUUGAACUCAUUAUGUAACUUAGGCUGGCCUUGAACUCCCAAUCCUUCUGACUCACCCUCCUAAAUUACCAAUGUAUUUUCUUGACUCUACUCAAGAAUGACCUAGUCUAUUCUCUGCAUAGCAAUAUUCUGUCCUAAUUUACCUAACUUACUCAGACAUUUUUUUAAAGACUCAACAUUAUCAACUAAUCUUGGACAUUUCCUGAUAUUAUUGUCAUUAUACUCACAGAACCUGAAUCAUCUUUUCUUCUGUAAAUGACUUAUGUUGUUCUAAUAUAUGCAAAAUAUAAAUAUAUACUGUGUGCAGA